Drosophila montana is the source of this 580-nucleotide messenger RNA. RefSeq names its product histidine-rich glycoprotein-like. The coding region runs from base 135 to 491 and encodes 118 amino acids. The record is from RefSeq and is a predicted model, not a curated record. NCBI's taxonomy places the organism in Eukaryota, Metazoa, Arthropoda, Insecta, Diptera, Drosophilidae. The transcript is spliced from 2 exons.
AGUUGCUCGCUGGUCAUAUAAAAGAUAAGGCUAUAAACACCAGCGGAAGAGUUUCCGAAAGCAGUCGACAUUUGAACGUCUGCGUUUACACAACACGAAAUCGUAAGGCAAAGCUGAAAAAACGUGGAAACAUCAUGCUGAAAUCGUUGUUCAUCAUUGUCACAGUCCUGAUUGCCGCUGUGCUGGCAUCGCAGCAGCUGGAGGAGGGCCAACGGCAGCACCACAAGCGUCAGCAUGUGGCUCCGCAUGCUGGCCAUCUGGCGGAGCACAGCCAGCAUCGCAGCAUACAGGAUGCGGAUGCGGAUAAGGAGCAUGUGAAGCAUGGCCGCAUCAAUGUGCCCUUGGCGCCGCAUCAUUCCAAGUCGCAUCGCAAUGGCAGACGCCACAAGUCCUCCAAGAGCGGCAAAUCCUCAAAGAGCCAUCAGCAAAAGGCACAUCAUCACAAGAAGCAAGCGCACAAAACGCACGGACACGCUCGCCGGCACCACUAGAGGCCACUUUACAGCCUUAAGAAAUAUAUAAAAAAAAAAUCAAAAAAACUGGCUUUAAUCAAACCUAACUUAAAUUUUUGUAUAGUGUA